Stylonychia lemnae is the source of this 561-nucleotide messenger RNA. The record is from the annotation of a GenBank genome assembly. Lineage: Eukaryota; Ciliophora; Spirotrichea; Sporadotrichida; Oxytrichidae.
AUGGAUCAAUAUAAAGACUCUAUGAAGCUUCACAUCAAUAAUGAAAUUAAGAAGGUUGGUGCUAUGCCCUCAGUCUUUGAAUGCCUUUAAGAUAGACAAACUCUACUUAUAGAUUAGAAAAUAAGUGAGACUGUAAACACAUACAAAAAUAGUGUGAUUAAAGAAUCUGAAAUUAAUAUGACCAAGGAAUUGAACGGAGUUCGAUUCCAAAUAAUUAACAAAGAAAUAGAUUGCGAUCCACCUGUACCACUUCCAAUAGUUUAAGAUGUGAUAUCUAUUACUGAGGAAUCAUAAACUAAUUCAGAAUAUAGUGGCGCAAACUCAAAGAAGGCGUUAACGUAGUUUCUGACAGAUGCUUUAAAGUUCUAGGGGGCUUUAUCAGCUUAGAAGUUAGCUAAGUAUUAGAAUAUGUAUAUUAUUGAUCUGCAGAACUCCAUAAAUAAUGAAGGAUAGACAACGGUUAUAUAUGAAUCAGUUGAUGGGGAGGAAAUAAAAUACAUAAGAGAUCACAACUAGUCAUAGUUUAAAUUAGAAUUAAUUGCUGGAAAAGAAGUCUUAUGA